AUGGAUCAACCGCACAGCAGCCACAAGUCAGGAGGUGAUGGUGGAAGUGAGCAGGAUGGAGUAGCUGCAACGCAACAGGCAUCGGCGCAGAUAUGUAGCUAUGUCAAGCCCUGCAAAACGCCAGACAAGAAUCCUCGCAGGAACAUCAACACGGCCUCCUCAGUACAUGGCAGCCCAGCGACACAUGAGAAGGCAUCAAGGCCCGGCGGGGGCCCACACACCGCGACUGCGGAGCAGCAACGCAGAACCAAGCCAGCUGGAGGCCAAGCAUACAACGAAACCCGUCGUUGGGUCACUGGUGACAACAGCUUCGCUUUGAUAGCUGGCGGCACGCGAGAGCGCCGAAACGGCUUCGGAAUCGAUGAGACUCGUCGUGCAUAUGACGAGUGGCCGGUGUUGGGAGCAGGAAGUCCGAUUGGGCUGGAAGACAAGCCACCGAAGAGGUCGCUCUCUGCAGGAUCUGCCAAGGCUAGUGCUGUUGUGGACGCACUGAAGUUCGUUGGCUCGUGGGUGGAAGAGAAGUAG
Molecule: messenger RNA, 525 nt
Organism: Cyphellophora attinorum
Lineage: Eukaryota; Fungi; Ascomycota; Eurotiomycetes; Chaetothyriales; Cyphellophoraceae
Exons: 2
Coding region: 1-525 (174 amino acids)
Source: RefSeq, a predicted model, not a curated record